UCCAGUUAUCAGCCUGCAGCAUCUCUGCCAACCUCAUUGAAUCGCCAUGGAUUCCGCCACUAGAAGAAGAAUUCAAGGAUCCGGCCUCUUCGAAGGCCUUUACAGAGUCAUCAUGCGUCGUAACUCUGUAUACGUCACCUUCGUCAUCGCCGGCGCUUUCCUCGGAGAACGAGCUGUAGAUUAUGGAGUUCAUAGGCUCUGGGAAUACAACAAUGUGGGGAAAAUUCUUACAGGGAUACUCAGCCGCCAAAGCCAGGUUUGCGACGUGGGUCAGUCCGGAUUAGUCAAGGCAAAGCCUAAAUGUUGCAGUUCUUGUAGAAGGCUGUAACUCAUGUUCAACAAUUGCAGCACCUUAUGGUGGUUGGUGUUACUUGUGUUCCUAAUCGUAUUGUUAUUUGGUCUCAGUUGUGUGCAUAGUUAUGUCAUAUGUAUUGCCACAAAUGAGUUGUUUUAGCUUCCUUUAUUCUGUUUUUCUAAACCAUAUGAUAUGAUCUAGCCUUGUGGGAAGUUGUAAUUUCUUAUGUCAAGAAUUCUGCUGUUCAAUGACUCAGUUAG
This is a messenger RNA of Hibiscus syriacus, 555 nucleotides long. RefSeq names its product cytochrome b-c1 complex subunit 9-like. The record is from RefSeq and is a predicted model, not a curated record. Bases 47 to 328 code for a protein of 93 amino acids. Gene Ontology annotation, biological process: mitochondrial electron transport, ubiquinol to cytochrome c. The transcript is spliced from 3 exons. NCBI's taxonomy places the organism in Eukaryota, Viridiplantae, Streptophyta, Magnoliopsida, Malvales, Malvaceae.